AUGGAUAGAUGGAUGGAUGGAUGGAUGGAUGGAUUGGAUUGGAUGGAUGGAUGGAUGGAUGGACUGGAUGGAUGGAUGGAUGGAUGGACUGGAUGGAUGGAUGGACUGGAUGGAUGGAUUGGAUGGAUGGAUGGAUGGAUGGAUUGGAUGGAUGGAUUGGAUGGAUGGAUGGAUUGGAUGGAUGGAUUGGAUGGAUGGACUGGAUGGAUGGAUGGAUUGGAUGGAUGGAUUGGAUGGAUGGAUUGGAUGGAUUGGAUGGACUUGGAUGGAUGGAUGGAUAGAUUGGAUGGAUGGAUUGGAUGGAUGGAUGAAUUGCAAGCUCAGCAGCACUGCUUUUAUUUCUAUUUCGAGAAUAGCACAGAACUGGUGACUGAUUAG
Messenger RNA from Thelazia callipaeda (thelaziosis nematode), 378 nucleotides. The record is from the annotation of a GenBank genome assembly. NCBI's taxonomy places the organism in Eukaryota, Metazoa, Nematoda, Chromadorea, Rhabditida, Thelaziidae.